AUGGAAAGGAAGAUUAUUCUUCAAAAGAAGGUACCUCUGGCUCACAAUAUUUUUGGUCUCAUUGGCCCCAAUGCAGGCCUUGGCUUUGCUAUAGGCAUGGUGGAUUCCUCUCUGAUGCCCAUCAUGGGAUACCUGGUGGACUUACGCCACAGCUCUGUGUAUGGGAGUGUCUACGCCAUCGCUGAUGUGGCUUUUUGUGUGGGCUUUGCUAUUGGCCCAUCUACCGGGGGUGUUAUUGUACAGGUCAUCGGCUUCCCUUGGCUCAUGGUCAUCAUUGGUACCAUCAACAUCAUCUAUGCCCCUCUCUGCUGCUUCCUGAAGAACCCACCAGCAAAGGAGGAGAAGCUGGCAAUUCUGAACCAGGAGUGCUCCACAGAGACCCAGAUGUACACAGUCCAGAAGCCCACAAAGGAGUUUCCACUGGGAGAGAACAGCGAUGACCCUGCCAGUGAGGACUAGCUGCAAAGGGUGAUAUCUGGGCCUCAUUCCAGGUGACCCCAGGAAGCUUGGAGCUCAGUGUUCCCGGGGACCGGAUCACCACGGAUUCAGGGGGUUUCACUUUCCUCUCCUCUGGGUGACUCCCUUCUUACUGAUAGCUUGCCCUUACUCACCUGUCAGUGUGACCCACCACUCUCCCUCUGUGCUUUGACACCACUGGUGGCCCACUUCUUGUGGUAGGACACUGCUACUUCCUGCCAGGCCAAAGUGAGGCUGAUUAAAGUGAGUUGUGAUGAGUUCUGCAAGGGGUGACUCACUUCCUGCAGACUGAACAAUGUGCCUGUGAGACCAGGGGCACACAUGCCAAGCCUUCCUGUCUUCUCUGAUUUUUUUUAAAAACGUAUUACCAAUAUGUCUUAAAAUUUGACCUGUGUCCUGUGAUAUGCUUUCCCCUUAUUUUGUCCAGUCGAGCUUCCACAUGUAGGGAUUUUUGCUUAUUUUAUGUGCUAAAAUUACUUUACCUUCACUAAAUGAGGCUUCCAGCUUUCUUCAUCAUCCAAUCAAAAGGAAAUAAGUAACUUUCUUAGGUUUGACUUAUGUCUGUUCUGAUGAUUUCUCAUGUAUGAUUCUAUCUUUUUCAAACCUCUUAAACUCUUAUAAAUAAAAGUGGUUGAAGUACAGAAAGAAACAAAACAAAACAAAAAACCAAACCAACCAACCAACCAACCAAACAAACAAACAAAAAUACCCCAAAUAAACAACAUGACGUUAGAAUCAAGGGUUCCCUGCAGGAAGCAAAAAGAAACUUUUGAAAUUUCACCCAAAUGUGUGUUUCCUAAUAGUAGGAGCAGAACAAGGCGUUCAUUGUUCACACGUGUCAAUGAGUAAGUCAGUUAGCCAAUUCAGACAUGGCGAAGCAGACUGUCUGUGUCAGGAGAGAGAGUGUGGGAACAUACACUGGGUGUUGUAAACCACGAGUCAUUUGGCUACAUUUUUUGAAAUAAUUAUUGGAUGAUGGGGUCUCCAGCUUAAGAAAUUAUGGCGUUCAUUCUAAGUAGCUUCUCAUUUAUUUGAGCAAACAGAAUAAAAUUUAUAAACAAC
Grammomys surdaster is the source of this 1539-nucleotide messenger RNA. RefSeq names its product chromaffin granule amine transporter-like. Gene Ontology annotation, molecular function: serotonin:sodium:chloride symporter activity. Gene Ontology annotation, biological process: aminergic neurotransmitter loading into synaptic vesicle; transmembrane transport. The record is from RefSeq and is a predicted model, not a curated record. Gene Ontology annotation, cellular component: terminal bouton; synaptic vesicle membrane. The transcript is spliced from 5 exons. Lineage: Eukaryota; Metazoa; Chordata; Mammalia; Rodentia; Muridae. The coding region runs from base 1 to 459 and encodes 152 amino acids.